Messenger RNA from Caenorhabditis briggsae, 3414 nucleotides. It is a transcript of the gene Cbr-shn-1, whose product is annotated as Protein CBR-SHN-1. The transcript is spliced from 12 exons. The record is from RefSeq and is a predicted model, not a curated record. Gene Ontology annotation, cellular component: dendritic spine; postsynaptic density; postsynaptic membrane. NCBI's taxonomy places the organism in Eukaryota, Metazoa, Nematoda, Chromadorea, Rhabditida, Rhabditidae. Gene Ontology annotation, molecular function: ionotropic glutamate receptor binding; synaptic receptor adaptor activity. The coding region runs from base 1 to 3414 and encodes 1137 amino acids.
AUGAAUCAAGAGGAGGAUCCCGUCAAUUUACAGAUUUUCGUGCCAGAGCUCAACGUUCGGAUUUUGGAAAGUUCCAUUAACGUAUUUAUCUUAUUCCAGAAGUUCCUUGCGGUGACCCAGAAUGAUUUCAUCUGGGAUGUCAAACGAAAAUUGCUUGCCACUCUACCUCAAGCUCUUCCGCAAGCCUUCAAUUAUGGCUUAUUUCUACCUCCAUGUGAUGGACGAGCCGGAAAGUUUCUACUCGAGGAUCGAACAAUUCGUGAUUAUCCAUUUACGGAUUGUGUUCCGUAUCUAGAGUUAAAAUACAAGAAACGUGUGUACAAAAUGCUCAAUCUUGAUGAGAAACAACUGAAGGCAAUGCAUACGAAGGGCCAACUCAAAAAGUUUAUGGACUACGUUCAGCAGAAGAAUAACGAGAAAGUGGAGAAGAUGUGUACACAAGGUCUUGAUGCGAACUUCCAUGAUUCUCAGGGAGAGACUCCAUUAACACUUGCUGCUGGGAUACCAAGCAACCGAGCUGUAAUUGUGUCCUUGAUCGGAGGAGGUGCCCAUAUCGAUUUCCGGAAUUCCGAAGGUCAGACAGCAAUGCACAAAGCCGCAUUUCUCUCUUCUUUUGAGAAUGUGAAAACUCUUAUCGAGUUAGGAGCAAGUCCGAAUUAUCGAGAUCCCAUUGGGCUGACUCCUCUUUAUUAUAACAUGUUGACUGCCGAUUCAAACGAUCAAGUAGCAGAACUUUUGCUACGAGAAGCAGCUGAUAUCGGAGUUACCGAUAUGCAUGGAAACCAUGAGAUUCAUCAGGCAUGCAAGAACGGAUUGACGAAACAUGUGGAGCAUCUUCUCUAUUUUGGAGCUCAGAUUGAUGCCGAAAAUGUUAAUGGAAACACCCCUCUUCAUGUCUGUGCUGUCAACAAUCGACCUGAAUGUGCUAGAGUUUUGUUAUUCCGAGGAGCUGAUCAUCUGACUGUGAAUAAGCAGGGACAAACAGCGUUACAUGUGGCACAUAUCGUGGGGAAUCCAGCUGUGGCUGAUGUUGUGCAAGCUCAUAACCCAAGCUCUUCAGUCCCCUAUCGUGGUACUCCUCAAUACUCUACCCGAAGACGAUUGAGUUCCACAAUCACCAGAAGACGGUCAAUGUCACAAUCGUCUAUAUGCAGUCAAGAUGUCUACCGUACUCCUCAGAGUAUCCGAAAAACUCCGAUGUCUGCUGCACCAUCACCCAGUCCAUCACGCUCUUCUAGAACCACAGUCACUCCAUCCGAAUAUGGAACUAUGAGGAGGUCAGGAAUGGAUUCAAUGAGAUCAAUGAUUGCUGCUGGGCACGAGACUAAUAUAGCACGGAUUCUGGUGAUUCCUAGAGGUGUCAAAGGAUUCGGUUUCAUUUUAAGAGGAGCUAAACACGUCGCAAUGCCCCUGAACUUCGAACCAACUGCCCAAGUACCAGCUCUUCAAUUCUUUGAAGGUGUUGACAUGUCUGGAAUGGCAGUUCGAGCAGGGCUCAGGCCUGGAGAUUACUUACUGGAAAUCGAUGGAAUCGAUGUGAGGAGAUGCUCCCACGAUGAAGUGGUUGAACUUAUCCAGCAAGCCGGAGACACAAUCACUUUGAAAGUGAUUACUGUAGAAGUGGCAGAAAUGAGUCGAGGAGGAACUAUCGUGCAUCGACCACCAACAGGUAAGAAGCACGUACUGAAUGAAUUCUAUUAUUACACGCAUGAUGCGCAUGGAGUUGAUUACUAUGCGCCAAAUGACAUCAGGAACGCCUAUUCGGAAUCGAGACAUGCGUCGGUUAGGCAGAGGCCGGGCAGUGGAAGAAGGAUCUCUGCUGCGGAGCUUGAGAAUCUGAUGGUCCGACAAAGAGUACCAUCUGUGACAGGGACACCUACAUAUCAAAUGCAAUACGAUCAGGAAUCAUUGAAUGGAGGAUAUUCGUCGAAGAAAUAUAAUUCAGUGUCAGAUAUGAAAAGGAGGAAAGGACAGAGAAACGUCGUAGCAUCUUCAGCUGGGUUGAAUAGAUCCACCUUUGAACCAUCGUUUCAGCCCGCCACUUCAUCAUUCGAAUACAACUGUAGCAGUCGAAGUACCCCACAACUGUCUCACAUGGAUUCAUUCGAUUCAUUCGAUGACGAAGACGAUCUUCCAGCUCCACCACCUGCUUCCUAUCAAGCAUCGGAUCUUUCAAGAGACUCUUCAAUAACUAGAAGUGAAUACUCUCGGCCGUUCCGACCAACAUCUCGACCUAAAACUCCUCCACCACCUCCUCCGAUGCAACAUCAACAUCAGCAACAAUACCAACAACAAAGUCAUCCAACUCUAGCAAGAUCCGCAUCUCAACCUCAACAAGUUCAUAUCCAACCGCAACAAUCUUCCAUUCCACCCCCGCCUCCACCACCUCCGCCACCACAAUGUGAACCAACUAUGGUACAAGUAGAGUUCACACCACCAUCAACAUCUUCUGUACCUCCUCCACCACCCCCACCACUUCCUCCGAUCUCUAGUGGUGCACCACCUCCGCCUCCUCCACCUCCACCUGGUGGAUUGAUGCAUGUGGCUGCUAGUGCUCCAGUAUUAACGAGCAACUCGAAGGGAAUAUCAGCGGAUGCUCUGAAAUCGGUACAGUUGAAGAAGGCAGAACCACGAGAAUCAUCAUCAGCGGCUUCCAUGAAUAAUAACAACAACAACAAGGAUUCAACGACAGACUUCCAAAUGGAUUUGAAAAAUGCCUUGGCAAAGAGACGGAGUAAAGUAGCACAUGAUGUGGAUGAGGAUGAGGAGAGAGAAAGUCGAUUUGAAGGGUUAUCUCUUCGAGAGACGGUUCGAGAAAAUGUAGUGGAACGUGGAAAAGGGAUUCAGAAUAUUGGAAUAGUAAAUAAGAAGGACAGCGGGUAUACUUCUUCCCGGACGUCAUUGGAGCCGUCCGAGUCGGAAGAGAAGGAUCAUCGUCCCCAUUUUUCACUGGAUCAUUCUCCGAAUGUACAAAGAGUUACAUUGAUCUCUCAACAUCUCGAGGAUAAUUACGGACAGAAAGAUAACAUGUCUGUCGCAUCGGCAUCAACAGCGUCGACGUCUUCAACCGUCGACUUGACAAAGCCAGGAUGUUUCGUAGUCCCGUCUCACGUCAUUCCACCUGUCGAUUACGACGAUGAUCCGGAUUCUGGAACUGGGGACAGCGACGGAGAGAUUCGCUGUAGUGAAAUAUCAUCAUUCGAACAUAAGAAGGUAGACGUCUGGACGGUUGAAGACGUCAUUGGUUGGCUUUCCUCUCUUCAUUUAUCCGAAUAUUCUCCAGCAUUCCGAAAUCAACGAAUCGACGGUCGUUGUCUUCGACAAUGCGAUCGCUCUCGAUUCACUCAACUCGGCGUCACUCGAAUUGCUCAUCGUCAAAUCAUUGAAGCUGCUCUUCGUGGUAUUCUUCAAUGA